AUGGGAGAAAAACCCUAUGUAUGUGAUGAAUCUUCCAGGCAAAUUUCCAACCUUACUGAACACCACAGAAUCCACACUGGUGAAAGACCUUAUGAGUGUGAUGAAUGUGGGAAAUCCUUCGGGUACAAAUCAACUCUUGCUCAGCACCAGAGAACUCAUACAGCUGAGAAGUGUUAUCAGUGUGAUGAAUGUGGGAAAUUCUUCAUGCGGAGUCGUGGUCUGUUUGAACACCAGAUAAGUCACACUGGAGCAAGGCCUUAUGGGUGUCCUGAGAAUGGGAAAUCCUGUAGCCAAAGAGGCACUCCCAACAAACACCAUGAACCUCAAGCUUCAGAAAAGCCUCAUGUGUGUGAGGAGUGUGGGAAAGCAUUCAUUUACAAAUCUAAGUUUGCUCGACACCAGAGAUCUCACACUGGGGAGAAGCCAUUUGAGUGGAAAGAAUGUGGGAAAUUUUUUCAAGAAAGCAAUGGUCUCAUGCAACAUCAGAAAAUUCACACUGGACUAAAGCCUUAUAAAUGUGGCCAGUGUGGUAAAUCUUUUGUCCAAAAGUUCCAUCUCUUUCAACACCAUGUAGAUCAUAUGGGAGAAAGGCCAUACGUGUGUGGCAAAUGUGGGAAAUCUUUUCCUCAACAGUCUACCCUGUUACUACACAGAAAAAUCGCACACCAUGGUGAGGCCUCAUGA
Messenger RNA from Acomys russatus (golden spiny mouse), 684 nucleotides. RefSeq names its product zinc finger protein 416-like. Gene Ontology annotation, biological process: regulation of immune system process; negative regulation of transcription by RNA polymerase II; regulation of cytokine production. The coding region runs from base 1 to 684 and encodes 227 amino acids. The record is from RefSeq and is a predicted model, not a curated record. Lineage: Eukaryota; Metazoa; Chordata; Mammalia; Rodentia; Muridae. The transcript has a single exon.